Populus trichocarpa (black cottonwood) is the source of this 1488-nucleotide messenger RNA. RefSeq names its product nuclear transcription factor Y subunit A-1. NCBI's taxonomy places the organism in Eukaryota, Viridiplantae, Streptophyta, Magnoliopsida, Malpighiales, Salicaceae. Gene Ontology annotation, molecular function: DNA-binding transcription factor activity, RNA polymerase II-specific; RNA polymerase II cis-regulatory region sequence-specific DNA binding. Gene Ontology annotation, cellular component: CCAAT-binding factor complex. The transcript is spliced from 8 exons. Gene Ontology annotation, biological process: regulation of transcription by RNA polymerase II. The record is from RefSeq and is a predicted model, not a curated record. The coding region runs from base 185 to 1126 and encodes 313 amino acids.
UAUCCAAAACACUAAUUUCUAUAAUAUAUAUUCCUCUUCAUCAAAAUGCCACUGUCUCUCUGUUGGGGUUUACCUUACACACAGAAAAAUUUAACAAAGAUGAAACAAAAUCAAUGACUUCCCUAUAGAUUCUCCAAAAAUCCAAGCUUCUUUAGUGUUUCUAAUUUCACAGAGGACGACGUGAAUGAUGCCGGCAAAAUCUGAAAAAGAAGAUCGACGUUUAGACCACAGUGGACAGAGCCUGUUCCAAUCAAACGUUUACUCCCAACCUUGGUGGCGUGAAGUGGGGAACAAUCCCUCUUUGGGCGAAACUGCAUCGAAGUUGUCUUCAGUGGAGAACCUGAACGGUUCUCUUCUGAAUGCAGUGACACAAUCAAAAGUUAAUACUGGCUUACAGAAAGGAGCUAUAUUGAACAAAGAUACGCAGACCGAUGUAACAUCACUAUCUGAUGAAGGUACUGGGCAACACCAUCUCAAUCAUGUCCCAUCACCAACAACUGUUACUAUGGACGGACACCUUGAACCAAAUUCCCAGAUGGAACUUGUUGGCCACUCAAUUGUUUUGACUUCACAUCCAUAUACAGAUCCACAGUACGGUGGGAUCUUUGCUUCGUACAGACCACAAGCUAUGGUGCCUCAAUUUUAUGGAAUGACUCACGCCAGGAUGCCUUUGCCCCUUGAAAUGGAAGAGGAACCUGUUUAUGUAAAUGCAAAACAGUUUAAUGGUAUUAUGAGGCGAAGACAGGCACGUGCUAAGGCAGAGCUUGAAAAGAAAGCAGUAAAAGUUAGAAAGCCAUAUCUUCAUGAGUCUCGACACCAGCAUGCUAUGAGAAGGGCAAGGGGUUGUGGAGGCCGUUUCCUUAAUACAAAGAAGCUUGAUCAUAAUGCUGCCAAUCCAACGUCAGAUAAAGGUACUGGAGAUUUGGAUUCCUCCGGUGAUCUGCAGGAAGGAAAAGAGUCCAUGGUUCAAGACAUGCAAACACACGCUUCCUCCAAUUGCCAUGGUAAUGGCAAUGGACUCUCAUCAAGAUAUCAUUCAUUAUCAGAUGAUGGCAGCUUCUUGGGUCAGCAGAAGGAAACCACACAUGGGAAUGGGGUGUCUAAUGGGAACGUCUCCAUUUAUUAAAUUUCCACCUUGAGUUGCAAAGCUGGAGGCAUCAGCCAUGUCCAACUUGGGGGGCGAAACUUUCAGCGUGUGGUGUUUCUCAGGCAAUUCAUUCUUGGCUUUGGGUCUUUGUUACUUGGUGCAUGCUGGUGGUGUGAGUGGAGCAUAUCAUAUGUUGUGAUGGACUUCAUGCUGUCUUCAGACUUGAACUAAUUGCAUCUCUCUUCUUGUCGUCGCUUCUGUAAAUAUGGCAAAAACUAGUGUAUCUACCUUGCAGGAAUUAAUCCCAAAUGUAGUAAUUCCAGUGGUCUGCGUUUGAACUUAACUUUCGUGUGAUCAUUUCUUUAUGUGUGAGCAGAGGGUUUACCUCUUUUACCCUACCA